Molecule: messenger RNA, 510 nt
Organism: Vigna angularis (adzuki bean)
Lineage: Eukaryota; Viridiplantae; Streptophyta; Magnoliopsida; Fabales; Fabaceae
Product: AP-1 complex subunit sigma-1
Exons: 7
Coding region: 1-510 (169 amino acids)
Biological process (GO): vesicle-mediated transport; intracellular protein transport
Cellular component (GO): AP-1 adaptor complex; intracellular membrane-bounded organelle; membrane coat
Molecular function (GO): clathrin-cargo adaptor activity
Source: RefSeq, a predicted model, not a curated record
AUGGUGGCACUUAUGAUAUGGGGAAAGAUCCAUUUUGUGCUUCUUAUCAGUCGACAAGGAAAAGUGAGGCUCACAAAAUGGUAUUCACCAUAUUCUCAAAAGGAGAGAUCCAAGAUAAUUAGAGAGUUAUGUGGAUUAAUUAUCUCUAGAGCUCCGAAACUGUGCAACUUUGUGGAGUGGAAGGGAUUCAAAGUUGUUUAUAAAAGAUAUGCUAGUCUCUACUUCUGCAUUUGCAAUGAUGAAGAAGACAACGAAUUAGAGACAUUGGCCAUUAUUCAUCACUUUGUCGAGACGUUGGAUCGUUAUUUUGGCAGUGUUUGUGAGCUGGAUUUGAUUUUUAAUUUCCAUAAGGCAUAUUUUAUAUUGGACGAAAUUUUGAUAGCGGGAGCCAUGCAGGAGACUAGCAAGAGAACAACUUUGAGACUGAUAGCUGCACAAGAGGAUUUGGUGGAAGUUGCUAAAAUAGAAGCAAGUUCAUUGACCAAUAUAAUCGCCCAGGCUACAAAGUAA